This is a messenger RNA of Microstroma glucosiphilum, 699 nucleotides long. RefSeq lists its product as hypothetical. The coding region runs from base 82 to 699 and encodes 205 amino acids. The record is from RefSeq and is a predicted model, not a curated record. Lineage: Eukaryota; Fungi; Basidiomycota; Exobasidiomycetes; Microstromatales; Microstromataceae. The transcript has 4 exons.
CAACCAUACACGUUCUACCACACCAGAGAUAUACAGUACCGCGACUUGAUCCAACAACCUGAACUAACGACCCGAUCAAAUAUGUCAAACCAAGCACGUCCCUCUUCGCCCUUCAACGCCCCUCCUGUGGGAGAAGGAAAGCGUGCGACGGAUUCCACCAACGCUCCUUCGCCCGCCAGAAUGCCGGCAGUCAAUCCGGAAGAGUUGAUCAUCAGCGAUCCCUCUUCACACCCAAGCAGCAAUCUUGCUGUUACCGGAUCGGCUAAUGAUGAACAGGGAUUCCAAGCAACCGGAGCACCUCCAGCAAGCGAAGGACCCCAUGCGACGGAAGAGCCUCGAGAGGCGGAAGCAGAAAGGGAGACAGGAGAAGGAAGUGGCCGAAGAGACGAGCCGAAGGGGUCGAGAGGGCAGAGAGGUGGUCCGAAGGAUGGGGCCAGGCGAAAAAAAAAGAAGGGUGUAGCGAAUGAUGAAGUCGGGAGGAAUGCAUUCUUCGCCCGCAUGAGGCGCAAGACGAAGAAGAUCAAGAAGGAAGAUCCACGUCUGUGGACUAUAAUCGUUGCCAACACUUCUUCCAACACCGUCAUCGAUUCAUCGAGUGCUUCCUCUGAACGAAAGAGGGAUUCAGAUGUUGCCGAAUUGAGCCAUGAUAAGAUGGAGCCGAGCUCUCGUUCAGGUGCCGGAGAGACCAAGGAUCGGUAA